This is a messenger RNA of Anopheles merus, 681 nucleotides long. RefSeq lists its product as uncharacterized. The transcript is spliced from 3 exons. Lineage: Eukaryota; Metazoa; Arthropoda; Insecta; Diptera; Culicidae. The record is from RefSeq and is a predicted model, not a curated record. The coding region runs from base 7 to 681 and encodes 224 amino acids.
GACUACAUGGCAUCGGAUGCGUUCGAGACGCAGUGGUGCGCGGUGCUGGAUGCGGCUUACCACGGCAUACAGAAGCAGAGCUACGCCAUUACGACCCAGGUGCAGAGCAAGAACCACGACUACGUCGUGGUGCUGCACAAGCUCGUUGAGCUGGCGAUGGAUCGGGAUGCGCCGCAGCUACCGCACAGCCAGCUGAUCGGGUGCUUUGUGCGCGCGAUCAACGAUCAAGCGAUGCGGGACAGUUUUGGUGUGUGCUUUCUGCACGUGCUGAACAAGUUCGUGCUGUGCUCCAAGUGGUGCCUAACGCCGGUGAGCUACGAGCACUGGAAAGAAAUUCUUGACUGCUGUUUAGUGAUGCUGGAUACAGCGCACGUACCAAAGCACUUGGCGGCCAACUGUCUCUCGCUGGCUGUGGUGAAAUUUUUAGCCAACUGCUCGAUGCAAACACUGCUGGCGGACUAUUUGAGCCGGCUGAUUGUCCACCUGCGCCAGGCGGUAAACGAGAAGAAAAGUAACGUUUUAUGCGAUCUGAUAAACAUAGCUUUGUACAUAACAGAAGCGAUAGCGGUGGAUUGUAAGGCGAAGAUCAUUGCAUUCUUGGAGUCGCUCGUUCCAUGCACGGUGAAACUUACAAGGAAGCAAACUUGCGCAAGGAACAGAAAGUGUCACUGUUCCGGUUGA